AUGAUGGAUCAACCAAAAGCUUUAAUAAAUAAUUAUUCCUUAUCGUCACCACUUUAUAAACAUGCUCUAAAUGAUUGCUCAGGUGCAAUAGCAGGUUCACCAUUUCAUCAUAAUUAUUGUUUACUCAUCUGUCAAUCAAAAGCAUGUUUUUCUCUUAUUUUCAUCGAAGAUAAUCAACGUCUAAACAAAACUCCGAUUGAUUAUUUUGUUUCUGACAUCAGUUGGUUUCAAUCAAAACAAGUUUUUCUUGUUUCUACGGAAUAUCAUCUUUAUGAGUUUUCUCCAUUAAGCAAUCAUCUGUCAAAACCGUAUGAAAAUUUCAAAUCUACUCGAACAUUAUGUAGUUUAGCUUGUAAUUCAACCAAUCUAUAUAUUAUCAAUAAACCUAAUAUGAUUAUUUAUGAAAGAUAUUUAAAAAAACCAUUUAAGAAAAAAAGAGAAUGGACAAAGAAUGAUCUUAUGUAUGAUAAAGAUGAUCAAACUAUUGGAUGUAUUCGUAUGGAUGAACAAAGACAGAUUUUAGCAUUAUCAAUCAAACAAAUUGAUAUUCAAUGUCGUGUUGAUCUCUUUUCAAUAGAUAAUAUGGAACAUUUACAUUCUGGACCAUCAUUUAAGAUAUCUCAUCAGAUGGAUUCUUGCUAUUGUAUGAUAACACCAUUACUGAAUUCUUCUAAUCAAUGGUUAGUAGAAAAAUGUCAAACUAUAUUACUUGAUGAAAAUGCUCAAGUAAUCAAUCAAAUCGAUCGCUAUAACGGAUAUAAUGCAACACUUACUGGUCGUGAUAAAAUAGUCUUUUUAGAUUAA
Molecule: messenger RNA, 804 nt
Organism: Rotaria sp. Silwood2
Lineage: Eukaryota; Metazoa; Rotifera; Eurotatoria; Philodinida; Philodinidae
Source: the annotation of a GenBank genome assembly